Molecule: messenger RNA, 4769 nt
Organism: Capsicum annuum
Lineage: Eukaryota; Viridiplantae; Streptophyta; Magnoliopsida; Solanales; Solanaceae
Exons: 16
Coding region: 168-4163 (1331 amino acids)
Source: RefSeq, a predicted model, not a curated record
AGAAGAAGUUAAUAAAAUGCGAAUGUUUUAAAACGGAAUACAUUUCCCCUUUCCCGCAUAAAAUCAUCACUCAUUUGCUUCCAGCGAGUGAGCAGAACGAGUCCUAAUCUCCAAUGAAUUUCACCGUAAUUCCAAAAUUCUGAAAAUCCACAUCUCAAUUCUCCACCAUGUCAGCGCCGACGACUGCCGCCUCCUCCUCCGGCGGCACUAGCGAGGAUCGCCAGCAAAUCCACAACAACAACAACGCUGCAGAGAACUCCGACGGCGGUAACACCAUAGCAAUGCAAAGGAAACGAGCACGAAGAGUGAGCUUUGCUGAAAUGACUUCCGUACACUUCUUCGACCGCGAUGAAGAGUACGAAACUCCUCCGAACCUCUCCGGUAAAGCUGAAAACAACAGUGAGGAGGUGAACCUAGGUUUUGAUCAAUUGGUGGACGAUUCUAAAGAAUCCGAGGAUAGAGAAGAUGGCGAGGAUGAAAAUUAUGAGGAACAAGAUGAGGAUGAUGAGAUGGCUUUGCCUAGGUCGUUUUUAAGACCUGCGGAAUCACCUUCUCCUGGAAGCAAUUUUGGUUCUGCUACUUCAAAUGAUGAAGAUAAUUUUUUUGGCCCAGUAUCUCCCAAUUUUAUAAGGCCAGGUCGGCUUUCUGAUUCAGCAGCGUCCGACGAAAAUCACGAUAUUACUAUGGAUUCAACAGCUUUUUCCAUGCAGUUCCGUAGAUUUGUUAGAUCAGAUUCAGGGAUAGACUUGAAGACCCCAACAGAAGUAUCAUUCGAAGUGAAAACACCAACACAGACCAGUCAGCGUAGUUCCAUGGAACUGACAAUGGCCGAUAAGCCGAUUUCUCAUUCUUCUAUCCCUGUUGCCAAUUUUAGUGGCAUUAGUGAUUCGAGUGACAUGAGUCUGAUUGGAGAAAACUCGCGAAGAUAUGAUUAUGGGAGACUCUCUCCUGAUUUAGAAGCUCUUUUAGCAGAAGGCCAAGAGAGAUCGCUCACAGUGUCUAUUUCAGGAGAUAUCAGUGUUUCAAAGUCACCAACAAGCAAGAAGAUGGGGGUUGGAAGUACAAUGACGGAUUUAAGUGGAAAUGGAGAACAAGAAGCAAAUGCAGUUGUUAGUCUUAAUAUGCAACCUGGACCUUUGUGCCAGAAAAUCGACGCAGCUGAUGGUUAUAAGUUUCUUUCACGUGUUGUUGAUGGCGAUUCAUCACUUAGAUCCACUGUUCCAGCCCUGGAUAAUUAUGAUGAUAGAGUAAACCAGUCACCAAAGCAGUUAAGUGAUGAUUUUUGUGAAAAGAAUAAAUCUGUCAAGGAUGCUUCUGUGUUAGAAAAUAGUGAAACCCUAUGUAGUAACAAUGGUGAGCUCGGUGAAUUUUGUGGGUUCCCAUGUGGUGGAGAGUCUCCGUUGGUAGAUUUAGUGUCCUCUUCACCAGCUACACAAAGACUAAUAGUUAUGGGUAGUCCUCCACCUGUCAAACAUAAUUCAACGGCAGUGUCUUUCCUGGAAGAUCCCAUUUCCUUUUUGAGCAAUGAAAAGAGGAGACCUGGGACAAAUUCAGCAUCCCUCCAGAAGAGCAUUUCCAAACUUGAGAGGCUUAAGGCUUCUGCACUCUCUUCUUCCUGUGGUGACAAAAUCCCCAAUAUGGGCGUCAGAGCUUUAGAAUUUCCAAAAACUUCUCCCUCGGAGUCUAUAUUGAAGAAAAAGAAUAUUGAUACAGGAGUCAAAUGUAUGGAUGCCUCUAUGACUUGUACAGAGGAGCAAACUUCAGGUACUUCUAUGAAGGAGGAACAAAGAAAAACGUUUACCCCUGAUGGUAGUAGGAGUAAGGCUCUUUCAAUUAGUGAAGAUGUUAUUCGAUGUGAACAAUCUUUUGGUCCAGAAAAGCAGGGGAAAUCUCUCAAUCAGCUUGAUGCUGGUAUUCUCCCUAUGGAUCAACUGUUGAAGCCUGCAGACCCCUUGUCUUCAUCAAGGUUUUCGUGGUCAGGGCAGACAAAUGACAUGGUUAUGCCAAAUGAACUCAGGCAAAAGAUAUCACUCAUUUCUAGGACUGAUUCCCCAUUGGUUGAUUAUGUAGCGCGGGAGGAAGUGAUUGCUAUUGCUCAAAAAUUGUUUUUUUCUCCAGAAAAAUCCUUGCAGUCAAAGUGGGCUGGACAUCAGUCUAGCCCCUUUAAAGAAUCAAAGUUGCAUGAUGAACAUCCAAAGAGCUUUGACCCAGAAAAAAAUGUGUCUCCAAUAAGUCAAUCGACAGAUGGACCAUCUGCUACUGCAACACCUGGAAACUGGUAUUGUUCAUCCACAUUAACUGAAGAACAGUCUGGUUCACCAGUUGUAAAAGGCAGCAAAGAGUUGAAGCAACCAGACAGGACACAUAGCAUAGAAGCUAAGCUCCUUGAUCAAUCUAAUGAACUGGGAAGCUCUGAGGACUCGAGAAUCUCCAGGGAUGGGAGCUGUCAUCUAUCGUUGGCAUUAUUAGAUGGGAAUAUUCAGUGUGAAACAGGCCUCCCUAUACUUGAAAUUGAUCCUCAAGAGCAAAAUAAGUCUUCUUUUGCUUGUGCUGCUUCCUCCUCUAUACAGAAUGUAGAGUCGUUGGUAGUUGAAAAGGCUCCUGUAAAAAUGUCUUCACGAAGUCCAACAGCAAAGGGGCUCCACUCGCUGUCACAAUCUAAUUUUAUAGGCGAAGUGAGGCAAUCUCCUACAUCCAAUCAAUCUAUUGUAAGAUCUAGAAGCUCUUCUGCCCAUAAGAGAAGUAGUGAAGAGUUGACUUUUGGAGAUAUGGAACACACAAAUGAAAUUAUCAUGUCUCAUAGGAGCCCAAAACUCCAACGAGGGGUUGGUAAUUAUCCAGGAACUUCAGGAAAUCAUGAUGAAAGUGGAAAAGAAAUGCGGAGAGCUCAUGAUGAAAACAGACAAUGGAAAGACAUUAAUUCCAAAUUUAUGGAUAAUACAGAUGAGUGGAUAUCUUUGCCUAAAGAAAGGCUAUCUAUGCCAGCGAUUGAAGUGGUGGAAGACCUUGUCACCCGGAUGCAGAAGGCAAAGACAUACGAUAUUUUGCAGAGUCAAAUUCUUACUCAGAAAACGUCAGUUUCCAAUUUUCUGGAGAAAAGAGCUGUUGAAGCAAUAAUGUUGUUAUGUCAGCUUGUACAUGAGAAAGCAAAGUUUCACUUGAGGCAUGUGAAGAGGGAAAAACUGCUGGAAAAAUGUCGACUGUUGGACUCUGGAAUUCAGAAGUCUCAAAUGUCUAAGAUCAAUCAUUCACUUCAUAAUUCUGUAACUGUAUCAAGAGGCACCCAGGGUAAUGCAAUAUCUAGUGAGAGCUCAUCAGCCUGUGAAAAGGUUCUGCAGGAGGUGCCUCAAAAUAAAGUGGUCACUAUCAAGGAGGCUUUGGAAAUUUCAGAAAGAAAAGUUGCAACUUUGACUAGAUCUUUGCAUUCUUCGAUGAAACUUAAAGGAGAACCAAAUUGUGCCGAUACUAUCAUUGCUGUUAAAGAACAUCUAAUGAGGCGAUCGUGUUGUAGAUUCCUACGUCAAGAUAUGCAGAUGUGUGUCAUUCAGAAUGUAAGGAAAGGGAAUGGCCAUUACAAUAUCAUCCUCAACUAUCUUGGUUUGCUGGUUCAAAGUUUGAAGGUGACUGUUGGUCCCGCCCCAAGCAUCAUCAUCUCUAACAAUUUGAAUGAUCUACUAAUCACAAAGAUUUUCCCAAAUAUCAAUUCUUGUGCUGCAUUGAGAUUUGUGUUAAAGGCUGAGUUUUCAAAGAAACUUGGUGCUAGGACUCCAGCGCAAGAAAUGCAGGUUACCCGUUCCCUUUUUGGCAACUCGCUUGAUGUGGUCGCAGAGGUGCAAAAGGCACAAACAAAGUUUCGUACCUUGGCGGAUAUUACCUUUUCCAUUCCAACUGUUGAGAAACUUGAGUUGCAGCUUCAUUUUAUGAAUUUUACUACUGGAAAGAAGGUGAAACUGACACUGGACGUGUCAUGCUUGAAUAGAGGGGUCUAUCCUUCAGAAGUUGUUCCAUCUCAGUUUGCAGCUCUAGCUGUUCCCGCGAAACAUUCAGAUGAUCCACUACUUGAUGAAAUUAGAAAUGCUGUCAAAAGCCUUAGAGAUGGAUACAUGAGGAUUAUACGGCUAUGUGAUUGUAUUUCGCAGGUGGUUCAAGCCUCGGGUGGAUAACUUCAGCAGAAAGGACAAUUAAACAACCUGGAUGAAUAGACUCUUGUUGGGGUUUCCACUGCAUGGAACAGAUACGAACUUCCCAUUGUGUACUGCUAUCGUUGCCAAAUUGCACAGGCUCUCCAUUGUCACAGAUCCUCUACUGCUGCAACAAUUGUGCGUCAUAUAUCGAAUGAUGAUGGUUGUAUAUAGGGUGAGAUUGUAGCUGAAUGUAUAACUUGUUAUCCGUCCAUGCUGAAAAGUAAUGUCUUUCGGAGCAUUCUCCCAGGCCUGGUUUUCUUUUUUCUCCAAACCCUUCUUAUUUUCUUGUUUUCCUUUUUGUGGACGAGGGGCAUGGGGGUCUAAAAUUUAGAACUAGAGUGAUCAGUGUGUACUUUAAUGAAAUAGUAACACAAUCUGUUAGGCUGGCUGCAUUUUGUUCGUGUACACGUUCCCUAAUGAAAGGGUGAAAACUCUGACGAGGAACUCUAUAGUUUGCCUAUUAUUUUAUCUGUAUGGGUUUUCAUACUUGAUGCAAAUGUAUUUAAAAGUGUCGUAAGUAUUUCGAAAUGUGAAUUUGACUAGGGAUGGCAAGUACUAACUGUUCAUUAUUGCAGUUACUUUUCA